ACACGCUCUAGCGGCACCGCUGCCAGCGCACGCUGGCGGCGGUUGUUCCCCUCCCCCGCACGAUCGAGCAGCAGGACCGGAAGUAGGUCACGUCUCCUGGUUGCUAAGAGACUGGGCUUCCACAAACCAGAGGUUCUCUGGCUUCUUUUCCUACCUUUCUCCACUUCAGCGUCUCUGAAUCUCGUCAUCAUGUCGGACCCAGAAACUGAAGUCUUGCGAAGCACCUUUCCCUCUUACAUGGCGGAGGGCGAGCGGCUUUAUCUCUGCGGGGAGUUCUCUAAAGCCGCUCUUAGCUUCAGCAAUGCUCUUCACAUUCAGAAUGGAGAUAAGAACUGCCUGGUUGCCCGCUCCAAGUGCUUCCUGAAGAUGGGAGAGUUGGAGAAAUCCCUGAAGGAUGCUGAGGCUUCACUCCAGAGUGACCCAACUUUCUGCAAGGGGAUUUUGCAAAAGGCUGAGACCCUGUAUACCAUGGGAGACUUUGAGUUUGCCUUGGUGUUCUAUCAUCGAGGCUAUAAGCUGCGGCCUGAUCGGGAAUUCAAAGUGGGAAUUCAGAAAGCCCAGGAAGCCAUCAACAACUCAGUGGGAAGUCCUUCUUCAAUUAAGCUGGAGAACAAAGGGGAUCUCUCCUUCUUAAGCAAGCAGGCUGAGAGUAUGAAAGCCCAGCAGAAGUCAUAUCCCAUGAGACAGCUCUUACACCACCGCGAGAAAGAGUCUAAGCGGAAGGGUUCGCUUAAGAGUGAGAAGAUUGUCCGCCAGCUCCUGGGCGAGCUCUACGUGGACAAGGAGUAUCUGGAGAAGCUCCUAUUGGAUGAAGACCUGAUCAAAGGCACCAUCAAGCAUGGCCUGACCGUGGAGGACCUCAUCAUUACGGGCAUCAACUACCUGGACACCCGCAGUCACUUCUGGAGGCAGCAGAAGCCCAUCUACGCCAGGGAGCGCGACCGGAAUCUGAUGCAAGAGAAAUGGCUGCGGGAGCGUAAACGCCGGCCCUCGCAGACAGUCCAUUACAUCCUCAAGAGCCUGGAGGACAUUGACAUGUUGCUGACCAGUGGCAAUGCUGAAGGGAGCCUUCAGAAAGCGGAGAAAGUGCUGAAGAAGGUGCUGGAAUGGAACAAAGAAGAUGUCCCCAACAAGGAUGAGUUGGUUGGAAACUUGUACAGCUGCAUGGGGAAUGCCCAGAUUGAGCUGGGGCAGAUGGCAGCAGCCCUGCAGAGCCACAGGAAGGACCUGGAGAUCGCCAAGGAAUAUGACCUUCCUGAUGCCAAGUCAAGAGCCCUUGACAACAUUGGCAGGGUUUUUGCCAGAGUUGGGAAAUUCCAGCAAGCCAUUGACACGUGGGAGGAGAAGAUCCCUCUGGCAAAAACCACCCUGGAGAAGACCUGGCUGUUCCAUGAGAUCGGCCGCUGUUACUUGGAGCUGGACCAGGCCUGGCAGGCCCAGAGUUACGGUGAGAAGUCCCAGCAGUGCGCCGAGGAAGAAGGGGACAUUGAGUGGCAGCUGAACGCCAGUGUUCUGGUGGCACAGGCACAAGUGAAGCUGAGAGACUUCGAGUCGGACCGUGAACAAACUUUGAGAAGGCCCGGAGGAAAGCAAACUCGUCCACAACAACAAGCACAGCAAGCUAUCAUCAGUGCUUUGGACGAUGCCAACAAGAACGUCAUUGAUGAGCUGAAGAAAAGGAACUACAGGGAUUCGCUGAAAGAAAAGAAAGAGAAAAAAGAGGUUGAUGACGUGGAUAAUACAUCAGUGAUGACAAGGGAGAAGGAAACGAGAAGAGAGAGAGGCAGACGUGAGAAGGUGAUAAAGAAGUGGGAAAGUAGGCAAACUGAGAGUGAGAAAGAGACAGAAGAUGAGCUGAUGAUCACAGAGAGCGAAGACGAAGAAGAAGAAGAAAAGAGGCAGAGAAAAAAAGGCAGCUCCUUAAGAAGAGAACCGGGAGCCAUGGGGACUGUUUCAGGAGACAUUGCCAAGAGACUGUCCAGAGAACUAGCCAUAAGAAGAAUGGAAGAAGAAGGCAGGAAACUGUCAGAAGUGAGCAAAAGGGAAUCAAGAGAAAUUUACAGGAGGCCAUCAUAUCUGGACCAAAAAUUAUCAGAAGAUUUAAUCGGAAGACAAUUGGAAGAACUAAAGGAGAAACUUUCAGAAACCGGCAGGAGAAAGUCAGAAGAACUGGGGAAAAUAGAAUUGGGAGAAAUAGGAGAAAUGAAAACAGAAAAUCCUAGAAAAAUGGAAAAAGGUGAAAAGGAAGAUGAAUGCAGCCAUCGUCAGUAGGCAUUAGGAUCAGGAGGCUGGUGUUUGCAGGGACCAGGGGGCUUUGAUUAAAUUAGACUUGCAAGUGGAGGAAAAAAUGUGGCCUGGGCUCUAUAGGUCAUCUCUGCCUCCUCCUGUUACUGUUUUCCUUUUAAAUAUACAUCGUUCACCCUUACAAACCCUGGUCUGUCAUUUUGCCUCCUCACCCUCCACCCGUUCUCAAAAGAGCCUCAGAGAAUGAACGACCGAGCAUGGGGUACCACUUCCCAACCAGAACUCUGAUCUUACCCUGACUGGGAAACACACAGACCCUCAAACAAGGCCUAACACAGAGUGCGUGUGAUCAAGGUGUGAUGUGCGGUCCUCUUCCCCAGGCCCUGUCCAAGAACCUCAUGGAAGAAUGAGAAAGGUACUAAGAAAGGGUUUCAAGAGGGUGAAGAAACAGAUGAGGACCAAGGAACCAGGGCAGCU
Rhinolophus ferrumequinum (greater horseshoe bat) is the source of this 2721-nucleotide messenger RNA. It is a transcript of the gene ODAD4, whose product is annotated as outer dynein arm docking complex subunit 4. The transcript has 12 exons. The record is from RefSeq and is a predicted model, not a curated record. NCBI's taxonomy places the organism in Eukaryota, Metazoa, Chordata, Mammalia, Chiroptera, Rhinolophidae. The coding region runs from base 190 to 2271 and encodes 693 amino acids. Gene Ontology annotation, molecular function: protein binding. Gene Ontology annotation, cellular component: cytoplasm.